AUGGCCAGGGUUGCAUUCCGACUGGAUCUUCCUGAUGAGAUCAGUCAGAUCCAUAACACUUUCCACGUGUCUCGAUUGCGUAAGUGUGUAGUCGAUGAUUCAGCAGUGAUAUCAAUGGAUGACAUUCAGGUGGAUGAGUGCCUGAAUUACAUGGAGAGGCCAAUUUUGAUUCUCAACAGGAAAGCUAAGACUUUGUGCAACAAGGUGGUGAAUCUGGUAAAAGUGAAAUGGCAGCGCCAAAAGGGCUCCGAGUGGACGUGGCAGCCGGAGGACGAGAUGAUGGAGCACUACUCAGAUUUGUUUGUAUCAGCAGGUUUCGAGGAUGAAGUCUAA
Molecule: messenger RNA, 333 nt
Organism: Lactuca sativa (garden lettuce)
Lineage: Eukaryota; Viridiplantae; Streptophyta; Magnoliopsida; Asterales; Asteraceae
Source: RefSeq, a predicted model, not a curated record